Leptomonas pyrrhocoris is the source of this 3242-nucleotide messenger RNA. RefSeq lists its product as hypothetical. Lineage: Eukaryota; Euglenozoa; Kinetoplastea; Trypanosomatida; Trypanosomatidae. The record is from RefSeq and is a predicted model, not a curated record. Bases 327 to 3242 code for a protein of 971 amino acids. The transcript has a single exon.
AGCAUUUGUGAAUUAAAGGGAGGAAGUGCUUUUCUCAGUGCAACAACUCCAUCGUUCCAUCCCUUCGCCUCUCUCUGCCUACUCUCUCGCUCUGUCUCUCACCAUCCCCUGCCUCAUCUCAUUCGCCCAAAGUGUGGCCCCACUUUUUUUUUUUGAUAAAGAUUAGAAUUAAAAGUGAACAGUACUGCAGAAGGUACCGCUCUUCUUCAUUUCUUCGUUGUCCAGUGCUUCCCCCACCCCUCUCGUAUUCACCCCUUCUGUUCUCGCCUUCUGUUCUUUUCUUCCUUUCUUUGCACUUACUCUUGUUUACGUGUCUGAUCGUCAUCAUGUCCGCACACAGCAGCGCCAGUCUCUACGACGGCAUCCCGUCCUUGGCUUCACAGGCGGAAGACUUCAUCACCCGUGCCUUCUACGGCAAGACCGCCGCAGAGGCUCGCAAGUUCGCUUACGCCAUGGGCUUGCAGUCCCCGCUUUGGCUGUGGACGCAUCAGCAACUCACCAAAGACGCCGGGGCCCCGAAAGAGAUGCGCAAAGUAGUUCACCUCCUUCACUGGAUGCACCGCCACGGGGCGGAGAUGGCGCGCGUUGCGGUUCUCGUGCCUCUUGCCUGGAAGGCAAUGUUCAAGCAUGAGUUUGAGGUGCAAAGUAGUGAGGUGCACGUGAAGGAGUGUCCUGUCAUCUUGGCCCACCACGAGCUCGCUGCGCUGAACAAGCGGGACAACACCAAGUAUCAAUACCGAGCUGUCCUGUAUCUGGUCGAUGCUCUGCCGCGAAACUUGAACGCAUCAGCACAGCCCAUGCCGGUUAGUGAGGAGAAAUUCAUCUCCGAAGCGAUGGGGGCCGCGACGGACGCGUUUGUGCUGUGCGCCGACGCCGGCUGGAUGGCCCCGCAGCUGCAAGCAAAGUGGUACAAAACCUUUGUGGCAAAGCUGCAGGGGGAGCAGCCUCCCAUCUCCUUUGAUGAGUCUGUAGCAACAGAGGCGGCGAUGCAUGCCGCCGGUGCGUGUUUUCCUUCGCUCGUUGGUCCUGCGAUCCCACUCUGCUGCAGCCGUCACCCCAACCAGCGUCAGCUGGAGUACGGUCAUGUCCGCAUCGAGCCGUGCUGCAAACAUCUGUGUCUGAGUCCCUAUUUGUGCCACCGUCAAGAUCACAUUUGCACCCGCAGCUGCCACCCCGGCGAGGGCCAUGUCUCUUGUCCCUACGCCUGUGGAAAGACGCUCCCGUGCGGACACAAGUGCCUGCUGAAGUGCGGCCAGCCGUGCAACUGCUUCGAGGUGAUCGAGCAACCCCUCACCUGCUCCCACGAGAAGCUGCUGGGCAUAAACAAGGAGACACUUGAGCCCAUCUACACCGUCGUGCAGCACGUGUUCAAGGGUGUCUGCAGCGAUGCAGCGCUGCCGUGCGCCGUGGAGUACGAGACGGAGUGCGCGCGUUGCCUGGGCCCCCUCACCGUGAGGUGCUUUGAGGCGCAAGAGCAGGGGCACACGUUGGAGCACAAGACGAUGAUCUGCGGUGCGUGCAAGCGUCGCGAGCGCCAGCUGCGGGCGAAGCUGCUCGGCGAGCUGCUGACGGGUGCCGAGGCGCAGAAGAAGAAGAUGAAAGCGACGCUUCAGCAGUCACUGCAUUACCAGCGGAAGGCUGCGGCGCAAGGGUUGUUUCGGCCGGGCACGCGAGUGGAGAUCAUCGAUGCCACCAAGUGUGUGCCGCCUCUCUUUGCGGAAGACGAUUUCCCCGGUAUUGAGUUUGCGGACCUAUCAGCCCCGAACUUCUUCCAAGAGAUGGACGGCGCGUACGGCACCUUCGUGAGCAACCAUGUGGAUGUAAUGGACCGCAGCGAGGUGCGCAACCUGGUCUGUUUGCCAAGCGGCAAGCACGUCCUCGUAACGGACGGGGGCCUGCGCAUGAUUCAGGCUCUCACGAGUAACAUCACCAGCGCCGCUCCGCUGAUGCUGACGUUCCAGGGACAUGGAGGCAACAGCGGCAGCAGCAGUGGUGGCGAAAGCGCAGAUGCCGCCACCACGGACGGCGCUGAGUUUGCUGCUGCCAAGACAAUGCUCAACGGCACCUUUUAUCUCGCCCAGCCUGUGCCGUGCGAUGAGGUGGACGGAGCGGAGGUGUUGACGGACAAGGUGGUCCGUGUGGUGAGUCUCGACCCCCUCUUCCCAAAGAAUGUGAUGGCCGAGUGCACUCUCUAUACGGUGACGGAGCGCAGCGACGAAAGCGUUGACAAGGGCGAUCACAACGGACAAUCUGCCGCAGGAAGUGCCGCCGACACGGCGUCUACGCCACACGCAUUGAAGCGGCGCCGUGUGGAGGCGGGCGAGGCGGACCACGCCACGCACGACUGCGUGCCCCAGACGAUCCUCCUCUCCGUCCCUAUUGCAGCCCUUGAACCCAUGCGAGCCAUGGUGGAGGGCAAGUACGUCUUUGUCAUUGCCCCCGAGCGCCAGGUGCGCCAACCCCACGACUUGGUGAAGCUGGAGGCGCAGCUCCGCCACCUUCCUGGGGUAGAGCUGCCGUCCGCUGCGCACGUGACGGCUGCACCCAUCGACCCCGACACACCCUACACCCUUGUGACGGUGAUCAACCCGCCGGUGAACUGCGAGGCCGCGCGUGGGCCGUGCGCGGUGCUCAAGUUCAGCGGCGCGCAGCGGGUGGUGCGGGCAAAGAUGUCGCGGGCGGCUGCACCGCGCCGUGGCGGUCGCGGGACUUCGCCGCAACACCACCCCCGCUUCCCACGUUCCACUGCCCAUUCUUCCCCAGCAGCGGUGGCACAGACGCUGUAUGCCAUCGUGCCUUUUAUGUUCGUCGUCGGCGACGAGCUUGCGGAGGCGGAGGGCGCCCUCGAUGCGGCGGCACAGGAGGUCUUCCAACAGCGUCUGCACGACGAACUCACCGCCCUCAGUGAGGAUCUCGCGCUGCGGAACGAAGAAGAGGCCUUCCAUGCGCAGCAGCAAAUGCCGCCCGUGACGGCGUCCAUGGUAGGUGCGGAGCGCCGGGCGCUCAGCGUGCCGGUUCCGUUGCUCACGCCCAGCGCGAUUGCCACCGCACGCAAGUCUGCGAUGGAGCUACCGGUUGGCUCGCCCAUUGCCACUCGCCUUGUGCGCACCAAAGACAAGCUUGCCUACAAGCAAGAAGCGGUGCAGCUUCCCCUGUGGGUGUCCAUCAUGAAGGAAAAGGCGCAAAAGGACCAGGACUCGGACGCCCAUCAUGUGAAGUACAUCCGUUCGCUAAGGCGUUAA